Molecule: messenger RNA, 1119 nt
Organism: Pelobates fuscus (common spadefoot toad)
Lineage: Eukaryota; Metazoa; Chordata; Amphibia; Anura; Pelobatidae
Gene: TTC1
Product: tetratricopeptide repeat domain 1
Exons: 7
Coding region: 20-796 (258 amino acids)
Molecular function (GO): protein binding
Source: RefSeq, a predicted model, not a curated record
GUAGUCGGCAAUCAGGAACAUGGAGGUUCCAGAGAUAGAACGUUCCGAGGCGGUGGAGGAAGAGGAGCUGUUCCAUGAGUGUUCGGAUAACACUGAGAAGGCCGGUGCAGGGGCAUUCAAUGAGACUGCAUGUGUGGACGAUGACUCUUCGGAAUGUCCAACAUCUGAGAAGUCAGAAGAGGGAGAGGAGCCUGACGAAAGUGUGCUUAUUGAACUAGAGAAAGAUGUCAGUAAGGAAGAGAAAGAGGAUAGGAAAAAGAAAAGCACCCUUUUGAAAGAAGAAGGAAACAACUUGUUUAAGAAAGGAGAUUAUAUUGAAGCAGAAGCUUUAUACACUCAAGCACUUCAAACUUGUCCAGCUCUUUACCAGAAGGACAGAUCUAUCCUUUUUUCAAACAGAGCCGCUGCCAGACUAAAACAGGACAAAAAUGAAGAUGCGCUGAAAGAUUGCACUAAAGCAAUUGAGCUAAAUCCCGAUUAUAUUCGUGCUUUGCUCCGGAGGGCAGAGUUAUAUGAGAAGACUGACAAACUGGAUGAAGCCCUGGCUGAUUAUAAAUCUGUUAUGGAAAGAGAUUCAUCUUGCACUCAGGCCAGAGAAGCCUGCAUGCGCUUACCCAAGCAAAUUGAAGAAAGAAAUGAAAAAUUAAAAGACGAAAUGCUUAGUAAACUAAAGGAUUUGGGGAACUUGGUCCUAAGGCCUUUUGGCUUGUCUACAGAAAACUUUCAAGUCAAACAGGAUGAUACAAGUGGCUCUUACUCUAUCAACUUUGUGCAAAACCCAAAUAAUAACCGAUGACGAAGAAGCUACUGUUUGAAUUAUCAAUGUUACAUUUUACUUUUCUCUGGGUCCUUUGAGUUCCAUGGAUUUGCUGCUUCAAAGAAUGUGCCAUCAGAUAUUUGACCCUUUUAAAAUGGAAAGUUACAUUGGUUUGAAGUGUACUUUUGAUUUGUUUACACGACUUGCUUGACUCUGUUUGAUUUAACUGAUCAGGCCUCUAAAUGGUUUUCCUUUUUAAAAUAAAAUCUUCAGUAGAGUUUUGUGAGGAGAGCCGGCUUCAGCAAUAAAGCUGUUAUUUCGCUGUAGCAAUCUAAUCCAUUGGCCUUUAACUUUUUUUGCGA